AAAGGGACUAAAUUGUAAAAAUUUGAAACUCAUAGUACCAAAACUCUUGCAGUUUAAGACAGCAAGAGAGAGCUGCCUGCAGUAGACAAGAAGAAAUCUCUUCCGACAAUACACAACUCUAACAUAGACAUACACACGUAAUCAUCAUCGAUGAUACUUUUGCAGUCUCCAUCGAAAUAUCUCCUUCAGAUCUUGUCUAAUCGCCUCAAAAAUCUUGAGAAAGGAGUCGAACUUGAUUGUCAGUGGGUUGAGUUUGACGAUGUCCGUUACCAUGUUCAGGCAUCUAUGAAGAAUCCACAACUCCUGCUACUGUCAUUGUCAUUGCCCACACCACCUCCAGAAACUGUAUUUAUUGGGGGCCUUCCUCCUGGUGCAAUAGAAGCUGUAAAAGUAGCCUACGGUGCUGUGGUAAAAAUUAUUGAUCCUCCAAAAGAUGGAUAUAAUCUCACAGUGAAAUUGAACUUUUCAAAACUUCCUCCAGACGAAGAGAACAACAAAGCUCUACUGAUAAAGAUUGCAUCCGUAAGGGAAGUGGUACUGGGGGCUCCCUUAAGAGUAGUUCUAAAGCAUCUGGGCGCCAGGACUCUUGCUCCAGAUGUAGAGAACCUCAUGGCCCUUGUACAUCGGCCAAAGGAGUCCUUUUUCCUUGUUCCUCGGGCUGAAAAGGUGACCAUAAUUUUCCCCAUGAGAUUUAAGGAUUCAAUAGAUACAGUUCUUGCAACUUCUUUCCUUCAGGAAUUUGUGGAAGCAAGGCGUGCUGCUGGACUUAACAAUGCACCAUCUUGUUCGUGGUCUGCUUCUCCUCCCUCAGAACUAAAGGAUGGUCCUGCUGAAUCAUUGUGUGUAAAUGCUGGAUUUAUCACCUUUGUCAUUCUUCCUCGACAUGUAGAAGGCAAAAAACUUGACAGAACUGUUUGGAGUUUAUCAACAUUCCAUGCAUACGUGAAUUAUCACGUCAAGUGUUCUGAAGGUUUCAUGCAUACACGAAUGAGACGUAGAGUGGAGUCGUUAAUUCAGGCUCUAGAUCGUGCGAAGCCUGACUCACUAAAGACCAAGCGAAGUGGUCACAGCAGAUCCUUCAAACGACUGAGCCUCAAGGACGGAAGGGGGUAAAAUAUAUCAUACAAAUGGAAUUCAAUUGGUCAAGACCAGUAAAUUCUGCUCGUACUUGAACUACAAAAGACCCAAGCAGUGGCUGUAUUUAGGUAACUAGGAUUAUUGCACUGCAACUAGGCCAAACCUCAGUGACGCAUUCCUUCUGCUCAAUACGUUUUACUAUUGAGAUGUACCCAUAUUAGAUGCUCCUGCUGAUUGUUUUUUCUUAGGUAUAUCUGUAUUUUCUGUAACUUUUUGUAGUAAAUUCUAGGCAAAAUAUAAUUUCAGUUCGCAAAUCGGCUA
Molecule: messenger RNA, 1398 nt
Organism: Daucus carota subsp. sativus
Lineage: Eukaryota; Viridiplantae; Streptophyta; Magnoliopsida; Apiales; Apiaceae
Product: actin-related protein 2/3 complex subunit 2A
Exons: 10
Coding region: 151-1113 (320 amino acids)
Biological process (GO): Arp2/3 complex-mediated actin nucleation; actin filament polymerization
Cellular component (GO): actin cytoskeleton; Arp2/3 protein complex
Molecular function (GO): actin filament binding; structural constituent of cytoskeleton
Source: RefSeq, a predicted model, not a curated record